Messenger RNA from Capronia epimyces CBS 606.96, 1344 nucleotides. RefSeq lists its product as uncharacterized. The transcript has a single exon. Gene Ontology annotation, biological process: polyphosphate catabolic process. Gene Ontology annotation, molecular function: endopolyphosphatase activity; phosphatase activity. The record is from RefSeq and is a predicted model, not a curated record. The coding region runs from base 1 to 1344 and encodes 447 amino acids. NCBI's taxonomy places the organism in Eukaryota, Fungi, Ascomycota, Eurotiomycetes, Chaetothyriales, Herpotrichiellaceae. Gene Ontology annotation, cellular component: cytoplasm.
AUGCCCGACAUACAGCUGCCAGCGUUCCGCUCCGGCCAACGUCUUCGUAAGCCUCUGAUCGAAUAUUGUACGAACGAAUGGCGCAAUACCCCAGGCUAUGACACUCCAAAUUCACCCCAUUUCGUGGGCGAUACCUUCUUGGACAGGGUCGAAAUCUUGGUGGACAGAUCGAUUGCCGUGAUCAGAGCGCCGAAGUUCCGACGACUUUUGCUGUUGCUAGUGGUCAUGACUGUUUCGUCGAUUGUGCUGUGGACCAAGAUCAUUGCGCCCUUUCUGCAGGAAGAGAGAGCAACAUGGUCGUCACUCAACAAACACGCGGACUCGGCGGCCAAUGCCGGUGUAUUUGGAGUCAAUAUUCGACCUCGAUUCUCUGACAUGACACACCUACAGACUCUUGAUCGCAGUCUUGUCCCCGGCUUAUUGGAUGAAAGAGGAGAAUUAUCAAACAAGAAGAGACUGGUGUUUGUCGGAGACAUUCAUGGCUGCCGAGAAGAGUUGGAGCAACUGCUGAAAAAAUUGAAGUUCGAUCCGGUAACAGACCACUUGAUAGCCGUUGGGGAUAUUGUCAACAAAGGUCCGGACUCACCUGGAGUGAUUGACCUUCUGCGCGGCUACAAGGCUUCUUGCGUACGUGGCAAUCACGAUGAUCGACUGCUUUUGGUCGCAGACGAGCUUCAGUCGAAUACCUUAGAGUCGAAGAACAAGGAUCAACAAGGAUCCGAACACACGCAGCAGACAUCCUUGAAGGCCGAUGACGAAGAAAGAAAGUUAGCAAAGUCGCUCAAUUCCGAACAACUCGCCUGGCUCAAGUCUUGUCCUGUCAUACUUCGUGUGGGACAGUUGAAAGCCUUUGCUGGUGAGGCCGUGGUGGUACACGCCGGUCUCGUUCCGGGGCUUGCUCUCGACAACCAGGACCCAGCUUCGGUGAUGAACAUGCGAGUCAUCGAUCUCGCCACUCAUGUGCCGUCAAAGAAGCACGAGCGCGAAGGAAGUGUGCCGUGGUACAAGUUGUGGAACAGAUACCAACGGCUUAUUCCAGCACGCGAACGGUUUGCACGACUCAAGAGCGGGGGCAAAUCGAGAGCCGGUGAAGGACAGACCACCGUCAUCUACGGCCAUGACGCCAAACUGGGCUUGCAAAUGCAAAAGUACUCGAAAGGCCUCGACACUGGCUGUGCGAGGGGCGGCAAACUCACCGCACUGGUAGUGGACGACACGGGGAAGCAAAAGGUUGUCCAGAUUGGCUGCAAGGACCGGCGCAAGCGACCACCAGUCCAGGUCGACGUUGACGAUAUCCUUCAGAAAGGGAAACCAGGGCCGCCAGUCGGUGGCUAUGUCGACUAG